Messenger RNA from Salvelinus fontinalis (brook trout), 3451 nucleotides. Its product is annotated as golgin subfamily A member 2-like. Gene Ontology annotation, biological process: Golgi organization. The record is from RefSeq and is a predicted model, not a curated record. Gene Ontology annotation, molecular function: protein binding. Gene Ontology annotation, cellular component: Golgi cisterna membrane; Golgi apparatus; cis-Golgi network. Lineage: Eukaryota; Metazoa; Chordata; Actinopteri; Salmoniformes; Salmonidae.
AGUCUGCGGAUGUAAGUUCAGCCGUGAAGCCCGACUCCACCGAUCCCCCUCACGGUGGCCCGUCAGACCAGGGCCAGGGGCUCCCCCCAGACUCCCAGGCUCUGAUGAGGCCCCAAGAGGACGGCACGACCAGGCAGAUCAUGCAGCUGCUCCAGGAGAUCCAAAACCCCCAGGGGCCCCGCUCCGUGCCCUUCCUGGGGGACAACCCCUGCGUCCCGUUCUUUUACCGGCCCGACGAGCAGGACGAAGUCAAGAUCCUGGUGGUCUGAUGAUGAUGAUGAGACUAUGAAGCUAACUGGCAAUGUUGGAGGAUCUGUGAACACACACACCAUUCCACCACGUCACACUCCACUUAGGUCAUCUAGGAUGUACACGUACACACCGUUCUGGGUAUACUGUCUCUCACACACAUGCACACUCACUUUCUCUACUUUCUGGGAGAGGUUGUUUCCUCCUUCUUUCUCACUUCCUUUUGAGUCCUUGGCUGGUCUUGCAUGCCGUUUCUUUUCUUCAUUGCACUAACAGAGUGACUUAAGGAUGUGAACUCCUUGUGUAAAUGUGUGUGGUGGCCUUCCUCUCCUCGUCCAGCUCUUCCUCCUCCUUCGCAACCUCCUUACUUGCAGUGUGAAUGUUUGUCCGCUUUUUCUGUCUCUUUUAAUUGGUAUUUAAUACCGUUAGAUGAUUGGGAAGUAUUUCACCGGAUGCUAUUGAGAUUCUUCCUGUGAUUCUCUUGAUGGAGAGAUGUUUAUUCCUGCACAUUGAUCCCUCCUCUGUUCACUAUCUUCUCCCCUUCUCUGCCAUUUGAACCAUAGGCGCAAUAAAGUAUCUCUGUCCCUCAGUCAUUGUCUAUUACAGGAGAAAUGUAAGGCUUUGAGUGAGACGUUAGCGGCAACAAUGGAAUACAUGAAACGGUAUCAAACACACAAAACGCAUGGAAACCACAUGUUUGACUCCAUUCCAUUGAUUCAAUUCAGCUCUUACAAUGAGCCCGUCCUCCUAUAGCUCCUCCCACCAUCCUCCACUAGUACCUUUAUGUUAAGGCACUAACUGGAUCCCCAUUCACAAUGUGUCUGACUCUGGAGCAGAACUGGGCUAGUCUGUCUGUGUUUGGUAGGACAGACAUGGCUUGGUUUUGCGUCUGACUCUGGAGCAGAACUGGGCUAGUCUGUCUGUGUUUGGUAGGACAGACAUGGCUUGGUUUUGUGUCUGACUCUGGAGCAGAACUGGGCUAGUCUGUGUUUGGUAGGACAGACAUGGCUUGGUUUUGUGUCUGACUCUGGAGCAGAACUGGGCUAGUCUGUCUGUGUUUGGUAGGACAGACAUGGCUUGGUUUUGUGUCUGACUGGAGCAGAACUGUGCUAGUCUGUCUGUUUGGUAGGAAGACAGACAUGGCUUGGUUUUGGCGCGUGGGUUGUCUCAAUUAAUUUCCUCGUCGCCUUUCCUCCAUGACCACUGAUCGGCAACAAGACUGACUCACUCAGACAAGUGGUCAUGAAUGGAGGAGUACCGUAUUGAGGCACAGCCCUUGGUAGCUGUUGGUAUGUUCUAUGGCAGUGUAGUGAGUGUGUUGUCUGAGUAGGGCAGGAUAGCAGGUGGGGUAAAGGAGGGCAGGAGGAGUUGGGUACAGUACAUGAAGGAGGUAAGGGCCAGGCUGGAGCCUUGGCCUACCUGAGGUGGAAGUCAGUCAGGAAAGCAUUGGUAAAGACACUAGCAUUUGGAGUGAUGGGAGCAGUUUGCACUUUUCACUUCUAAGUAGGGAGACAGCAUAGGACGUCAGGAAAGAGGAACUAGCAUGUAGACACAUGGCUGCUCACCCCUACAACUACCUUGUCUAUCCAUCCUCUUUUAUGUGGAAACACUGAAAUCUGAACAUAUGUAUGUACACUAGAGCUUUAUCUUAUUUAUGCACAUAAGCCAGUCAACUCAGUUGUAUUCCUCAAGUUUGCUAUGCGUUUAUUUAUUUGAGGCCCCAUUUCAUAGCACCAGUUGAUCAUCUCUUGUUUAUCAAUCUUUCAAUUAUGUUGUGCUUGUUGCCCCUCAACAUAUCUCAUUUAUAAUUUAAGUCACUCCCUUUGAGACUGGAUGAAGAUUGUGAGUCUGUUUGAUAAAUGAUUCAAUCUCAAUUGUAUCCUCAUGUCAUUGUCUCUUCUCUCUAAAGUUACAUGGGCUUUUACUGUAGGUUAUUGCACUAAAAUUGGACAGACCUUGUAAUCAAACCCUGUCCCAUCUCACUUAGUUUUGGACAGUAGCUUUUCUAUGGCAGAUCCAUUCUAGACAUUUGGUUUCUAUACUUGGGAGCCCUAUGUCAUCAUGUGCACUUUGGCACAUCGGGGCUCAGAGUUCCACGAAUGAAGACAGAGUGUGUGUUGAAGUGACCGAAAGAUUGUGUGUGUGCGCUAGGAGGAUGUGUAGGUAUGUACAUAUGAAUAGAGGGUUGUAAUGAUUCCAGUAACACAAGUCAUGGGCAAUGGGGUAAGCUUUGCUGUUUGAUUGACAGAUGUAAGAAGGUCCUCUGUUUUUAGAUAACCUUAAUGAUGACAACCUACAAUGAUGACCCAAAUAAAGAUGAAAUUGCCAUAGGCGCAUCUCUGCCACCCCGCAGUUUUUGGGGAAAUGUGUGAACUCCCAUAAUAUUUUGGAAUUUUUAUGCUUCCAGUGUAUCUCUGACUACCAAUGUCCGAAUGUUAUUUUUAUUCAAGAAUGGAAGUCUUUAAGCAUGUCAAAAACAGUCUGAAAAGAGUGGUUCUGGAGAGAGUUUUCAGGUGUGUGUACCUAAUCUGAACCAUGUCUAACCUGAAGCAAAGCACUUUUCAUAGUAGGACUUGACGUGGUUUCUGUUGAAAGUGAUCCCAUCUGAAUAUUUAAAUUCAUGGCUUUCUUUGCAUUUUCUUUUCCUUUUAGAGAGAGAACUUUUGUUUUGGGAGUGGUAAAACCAAGAGAAUAUUUUAGUCAUUUACAGCUAUUGUUUUGGAGGGGGUGACGAGAGAGUAAAAGUAACAGGUGAAAUAGUUUUCCCACGCUUUCUAAUUCAAACUGUUCUUUUGAAUGAAUGUGUGGGAUUGAACACAUGAUGAUUAAGAGACAGAGGUGAAUGCCUUCUGUUUAAAGGAACUGUAUAUACUGUAACUGUGUAACAUAUUGUAUAUUCAUUCUGCCUGGUGUGUGGGAAUAAGUGUAAUGGCUGUUUGUAGUGUUGCUAGCAGCCCAGAGGGCUUGUCUGUGUGUCUGUCUGAGCCAUUGUUGGCUUCAGGACACACACGGACAGCUGAAGUGAAGGGGUGGGGGUACCGUCUGUGAUUUAAUACAAAAGUAAAAAAAUAUAUUUAAUUGUAAUAAGUAUCGAAACUAAUCAGUUUUAAUGCAAUGUAGGAUUGUUGUGAGAGAACAAAAUGGCUUCCGGCAGUAUAUUUCUGAUGUGAUUUCUCCUGAUUAAAAGUGAUUGAGCAAAGCA